Messenger RNA from Fusarium coffeatum, 1191 nucleotides. RefSeq lists its product as uncharacterized. Gene Ontology annotation, biological process: protein catabolic process in the vacuole; proteasome-mediated ubiquitin-dependent protein catabolic process; negative regulation of gluconeogenesis. The transcript has 3 exons. Gene Ontology annotation, cellular component: GID complex; extrinsic component of membrane. Lineage: Eukaryota; Fungi; Ascomycota; Sordariomycetes; Hypocreales; Nectriaceae. The coding region runs from base 1 to 1191 and encodes 396 amino acids. The record is from RefSeq and is a predicted model, not a curated record.
AUGCCAACACCAUCAUCGAAUCCGCCUGUUGAGGCUGCGUCGCCGCGCUCCUAUAGUUUCUCGACAUGUCCUGACGACGUUCAACAUCAGCCACGUCCCGCUUGGCAAUCGCGCGGCGACGAAGAAGCUCGUGUCGACAACAUCGGUGUCCAGCCCAGCCCCGAUGUCUCUGUAGAUGGCGGCUCGCCACUCACCGUUGACGCGCCGCCUGCACCCGAGCGUCCAAACGACGAUACCAUCAUGUACGAUGGACGUCCACCCAAUGACUCAUCUUCAAGAUCUACUACCAUGUCACCACGCCCGCAAACCGCUACCACUACCAUAACAACCCCUAUGCACGAUGGAUCUGAAUCCGAAACCAAGGGAAGGGAUGCCGAAAUCGGUAAUCAGCUGAGCCGAGAGCCUUCCCAUAAUACACAACAAGCUACCGAAUCCGAAUCAGCUCUGUGCGAAUCAUCCAGACGGAGAAGAUCCCCUAAUCAAGACUCAGAGUGGACUGAUUUUGAUGCGCAAGAAGAUGAGCUCUGGUCCCCAUCCAUGGGUCCGGACUACUCCUGCAUGCGGACUAUACCUUCAACGCCAUCUUCUUACCUCCGUCCGGGUAGCAAGUUCCAUGGCACACAGCAGUCAGAACGGCAAGUCUACGACGUGCAAGUCGAGAUCAAACAUGUCGACAUGCGCGAGUCUUUCCUUUGUGGUUAUCUUCGAAUUCAAGGUUUGACCGAAGAUCAUCCUACCCUCACAACGUAUUUUGAGGGAGAAAUUAUUGGAUCCAAGUACAGCUUCUAUACCCAGCACGAGAACUGGGGCGCAAAUAGCAAGGUCGAUCUGAGCCACUGGGCCAAAUUCACUGCUUUUCGUCCCUUCCAGAAGCAAGCUCGCAAGGGCCCCGUCACCAUUCGCGAUGCUGCUCAGCGAGAAACUAUCUUCAUGCGCUGGAAAGAGCACUUUCUGGUGCCAGACCACCGUGUCCGUACGAUAACAGGCGCCAGCUUCGAAGGGUUCUAUUAUAUUUGCUUCAACCAGGUCAAGGGUGAAGUGAGCGGUAUCUACUUUCACUCUAAAAGCGAAAAGUUGGUCUUCAACGCUCAUCACAUGGUGAACUUGUCACUAACUUCUCAAAGGUUCCAACAACUGGAAUUAAAGCAUGUACCCGAUCGAGGAUGCUUUGCUGCAACGGAAUUCCGUUAG